Molecule: messenger RNA, 357 nt
Organism: Emiliania huxleyi CCMP1516
Lineage: Eukaryota; Haptophyta; Isochrysidales; Noelaerhabdaceae
Exons: 5
Coding region: 1-357 (118 amino acids)
Molecular function (GO): protein binding
Source: RefSeq, a predicted model, not a curated record
AUGGCCACAUCGCGCCUCACCGGCGACGCCGUCAAGGCGAACACCGGCCAGUACGACUGCGCCGACGUGCACUCUCUCGCCAUGCCACGAGCCGGGCUCCGCGUGAUCGAGGCGCUGGCACCGUGCGUCAAUCUUCGGCAUCUUGACCUAUCACACAAUCGCAUUGGUCGAAUGGAGGGGCUGGAAGCCCUCGCGCAGCUACGGCGGCUCGCGCUGUCGGACAAUGAAAUCACAACCAUCCAAGGGGCGCUGCUGCUCGACGGCAACCGAAUCACCUCAUUGACAAUGCUUGAUGGCGAGAGCCUCGCUCUCGUCGACGCUGCUGGACUCGACGCAUCGCCGAGCAAAGAUGUGUAA